AUGGCGGAUCGUCAACAUUUUCCAUCCGCCAUCACGGAAGCCGUCUCUUCGAACACGGCGUGCCCCGACACCGGACCGAAAGCAGAAACAACAAACAUUUUUCUGUUACUCCAAAAGAAUAUAACGAUUGAGUCAUCAAAAUACGUAUUCAGUUCGAUCGUUGAAUAUAUUUUAAUACUAACCUUAAUGUUUGCGUUCUCCGCGAUUUUCUAUGUUAUAUACAAGUCAUAUAUCAGUCCUGUUUUCUAUAAAAAGGAACUGACAGAAGUCGGCUUCGAUCAUAUACCUCAAGGUCCGGACAGGGGGAGGCGGAUCAGUCGCGCCCAAGCCUCCAGACGGAUGGGCAGCAAAUUGCCCCCUCCCUACCCCAAUGGGUGGUUCGCGGUCGCCGAAACAAGGGAGCUUAAAGUUGGCAGCGUCCUCUCUAUCGAUGCCCUGGGUCAGAAUUUGUGCGUGUACCGUGGCGAGGACGGCCUGGCCCGGUGCGUGGACGCAUACUGUCCGCAUUUGGGCGCGAAUCUUGCGGUCGGCGGCACGGUGCGUGGCAGCUGUAUCGAAUGCCCCUUCCAUAAGUGGCGUUUCAACGCGGCCGGCACCUGCGUCAGUUUGCCCGGCUCUGAUAUUGCACCAAAAGGCGUAUCGAUCAGGACCUGGUGCGUGGUGGAAACAGACGGCGCCGUCUGGAUCUGGCACGACGCUGAAGGCAGGGAGCCGCUGUGGGAGAUCACCGAUCCACCUGAGCUCAAGGAGUUCGGGUAUCGAGGCAGAAACGAGUUCGAAGUCAGCGCUCACAUACAGGAAAUACCAGAAAAUGGCGCUGAUGUUCCUCAUCUGAACGCCGUCCACUCCUCCUCGCUGCUUAGCGAUCUCGGAGAGAGAUAUCCCGUACUGCACGAAAUCAUAGGCCGACAUGUAUGGAACGCAGAUUGGACGAAAUCCGACGAUCACACAUCGCUAAUGCACAUCACGCAAGAAUAUAAAGUUCUCAAAUACGAUUUGGCACGCAUCGACGUUAAAGUUACACAGAUCGGCCCCGGACAUGUCCGUUUAUUCCUGAAGACCAGCGUCGGUCCUUUUUACAUAGCGCAGUCGGUGACUCCUCUCGGUCCUCUGCUGCAGAAGGUCAUCCACCGGGUGUACUCACCGGCGUACAACGCGCCCGUCGGAGCGUUCCUCGUGAGGUGCGAAGCGUACAUGUUCGAGAGGGACGUCACUAUAUGGAACAGCAAGCGGUUCGUUAGCGCACCUGCCUACGUCAAAACCGAUAAGACGAUACGAACCUUCAGGAAUUGGUUCGGUCAGUUCUACAGUGAGCACAGCCUCAGUUUCAGGGACGCGCUGCAGAAUCCAUUGGACUGGUGA
This is a messenger RNA of Bombyx mandarina (wild silkworm), 1362 nucleotides long. RefSeq names its product cholesterol 7-desaturase nvd (gene nvd). Gene Ontology annotation, biological process: cholesterol metabolic process. Gene Ontology annotation, cellular component: cytoplasm. The record is from RefSeq and is a predicted model, not a curated record. NCBI's taxonomy places the organism in Eukaryota, Metazoa, Arthropoda, Insecta, Lepidoptera, Bombycidae. Gene Ontology annotation, molecular function: oxidoreductase activity; 2 iron, 2 sulfur cluster binding.